UUUGCCGAAUUUAAGUAAUCCUGCAGUGUGAUGUCAUGUGGUCCAGACUAGGAGGGCGCAACCUGUUUGUUUAUAAAAUUUAUGAAUCAAGCGUUUCUUCGUCGCCAAGAGCACAUUUUCUUUGUUUUUGAAAUAACCUUGAGAAAAAAAUGCGCCAGUGUCAUCCGUAUUUCUUACAUUUGGCGGCAUUUUCUAGAGCUGGGCUUAUUUAUAUUUUUGCCUUAAAAUUAAUACAAAACAAAUGAUUUUCCCCGAGUUAUUGUGUAAUAAUAAUAUUAGCCGGGCGUUAGAAUAUGGCCUAACAAUGUUUAAAUCUUGCGAUUCGGUACCGAAAUAUUUAGUGUUUGAUGCAACAUUUCAGGGUUUAGCUGGACAUAGCUAUACCUUUUUUAAUAAUGACGAGACUAAUCCACCAUCAAAAGAAAUGCUUCAUAGAGCAGCUUUGAGGGGUGAUCAACGUCUUUUAAAAAGAGUUCUAGAUGCCGGAAUACCUGUUGAUGUGACUGAUGAUGACGAAAAUACUACAGCACUUAUUAUAGCCUGCAGAUAUAAUCAUUAUUCUUGUGCUAAAAUGCUUUUAGAAUAUGGUGCUAAUCCUUCAGCACGUAGGCAGUCUGGAUUGCACGGUCUUUGCUAUGCAGCUCAAGGUGGAUUUUUACCAAUUGCCAAACUACUUAUUGAACAUGGAGUUGAUGUAGAAUUACCUGGACUAGAUGGUGCUACACCAUUUCUUCUGGCUUGUCGAUGUAAUCAUGUGGAUAUUGCUGAAGAAAUACUGAAUGCGAAGCCCGAGUAUGCAAAAAGAGUGGUUGAAAGUGCACUUCCUAUGUAUUUAGCAGCUCAACAUGGACAUGUGCCUAUCAUCCAAUUUUUAAUUUCACGUGGAGCUGAUGUUAAUGUACAAAGAAGAGUUCCAUCAAGCUCUAGAACUGCAGCACCUUCACUGAAUGGAUCAACUGCAUUGUUUAUUGCUUGUCAAUUUGGGCACACAUCUUUAGUGAAAAAACUGGUAGAAUGGGGAGCAGAUGUAAAUCUUACAAGAGAUGAUGGUUGUUCUCCUCUCCUCAAAGCUGCUCAAAAAGGGUUCACCAGCAUUGUUAAGUUUUUGUUGUCGAAAGGUGCCGACCAUGGAUUAUUGCAGAAUGGUGAAACGCCUCUUCAUGGUGCUGCAUACUAUGGGCACAUUCACGUAAUAAAAGCUUUAGUAGAAGCUGGAGCUGAUAUCAGUCUCAAAAAUCGAAGAGGAAUAACUGCAUUUGAAAAGGCUGAUGAAGGUGGACAGGAGAUUGUUAUGAGAUAUUUAACAAGAAUCCAAAAUGAUAAAGGUGUUAUGGAAAAUAAUUCUUCUUGAUAUAUAAGUAUAUUCUGUGAUUAUUUUUAAACAUUGUGAUUUGUACAUAUUGUAUAUAUUUUUUCCCCCAUAUAUUUGUAUGUAAUUUUUAAUAAAACUUCUUUUUUACUUAA
Molecule: messenger RNA, 1464 nt
Organism: Argiope bruennichi
Lineage: Eukaryota; Metazoa; Arthropoda; Arachnida; Araneae; Araneidae
Product: ankyrin repeat domain-containing protein 29-like
Exons: 9
Coding region: 242-1351 (369 amino acids)
Cellular component (GO): cytoplasm; nucleus
Molecular function (GO): protein binding
Source: RefSeq, a predicted model, not a curated record